AUGAGCCACAGACGCACGACUCUCUUUGUUGCUGGCAUUGGCUCUCGUACACGUGCCAGGGAUCUCGCCUUUGAAUUCGAGAGGUAUGGCAGGCUUGUCCGUUGUGACAUUCCCGCUCCAAGGGGAGCUGCGGCCAAGCCUUAUGCGUUUGUUGAGUUCGAGGACCCCAGGGAUGCUGAAGAUGCUUACUACGAGAUGCAGGGCCGCAAGGUUGACGGUUACAUGCUGAACAUUCAGUGGGCUAAGAAUGCCCCUAGCCGCAACUGGCGCUAUGACGAUCGUCGGGACCGCUCCCGGUCUCCUCCUCGUCGUCGGAGGGUGUCUCGUUCAAGAUCCCGCUCUCCUCGUCGUCGCUCCAGGUCUCCUCGUUCGCCACGGAAGACCGCCGCCGCUCCCGAUCACCCCGUGAAGAUAGGCGCGACGACCGCGACGACAGACGUGAGGCCCACAUUGAAGCGGAGGUCAAGGAUGACCGCUCCCCUGUCAAGCGCUCCCCUAGCCCGGAGCGUAACGGGCAUCGCAGCCCUUCUCCUGACCGUCGUCGUGAAGAUGACGAAGAUCGCGGUCGCUCACCUUCCCCACGCGACUAAGCAGGUCAUGGUUUUUCCGAGUAUGUAACGGGAUCUCAAUUAUGAAUGUUCAUACGUUGCCUGGAUGCCAUGGUUUGUGGACGAUGUUAGUGCGCGUGAUAAUAGGGUUCUGGGAUUGCUAUUGUUGCGCUUAGUGUAGUUUUUUGCCUUUUUUGCCUUUUUCUUUUGGACACGCAGUGUCGGAUCUUUGUGUAGUUGCCCACUGUCCGUGAGUGGGUAACUUGCCUGUGAGGGGCCAAAAUAGCGGAAUUUUCUUCCAUAUACGGUACGCUUCCCUUCCUUUCGACAUUUCGUCGGUUUCCGGCUUUGAAAACGGUCGGGGGCUUUACUUUACCGUCGGCGGUGUUUCUUCCACGACGAUGCUUCACCUGCCUGUCGAUUGCGAUUCCGCUUUUCGUAUCUAGGCGCAUCUAUUGUCCCCUCCUCACAUGUCCCGCGAGCGGUCAGCUUACAUUCCAGCUCUCUAAUCAACGCAUUACGUCUUUGCAAUCGUCGUCCAUCUACAGGGCUGCGUGCCUAAAGUCCCGACCACGAGCGUAUUUUAAGGUCAGUGUCUUUGUUGCUUUCUGUAUUGCAUGUCAUUUCGCUCUAGCGCAAUAUAUUGUAAGUGCCUGGGAUUGCAUUCUUGUUCAUUCUGUACCCGUGUGUGUAACCGGGCAAUAGUAUCGGAAACAAAUGAUGCACGAAAGUGGAUAUCAGUGUCGUUCAUCACCAUUCAUCACCAUCCAAGGAUAACACUGCAAGAUGACAGUAUUUAUCAGGUCUCAGGUCUGACUGUGUUCGACCCAAACGCGUCUUUUUUUGUAGUUCCAAACCCACCGUAACUGUGGAUAUUUGAACGGGAUCUGUUUAAUAUGUGUAAUAUUGCAAUGGGAGCCAGACACCGGAACUAUGCAGGAUCAUAUGCACUAUGUACAAUUUCAGAUCGCAGUGUGGAAGAGAUAUGAUAUGGACUCCCCAUUGUGAGUCCGUCGGAUCGCUUCGGCCAAGACGCCGCUGAUAUCGAUAAAGUGGAGCUUCUUGGAUGCUGCUUGUUUCCAGUCCGGAAAUGGAUACGUGUUUGUGACAAUGACCUAAGGAUUUUGCAAGAACGUUCCACGUUAGGAUCAAGAUGAACAAA
Messenger RNA from Spizellomyces punctatus DAOM BR117, 1710 nucleotides. RefSeq lists its product as uncharacterized. Gene Ontology annotation, cellular component: nuclear speck. The transcript has 4 exons. Gene Ontology annotation, molecular function: RNA binding. Bases 1 to 618 code for a protein of 205 amino acids. The record is from RefSeq and is a predicted model, not a curated record. Lineage: Eukaryota; Fungi; Chytridiomycota; Chytridiomycetes; Spizellomycetales; Spizellomycetaceae. Gene Ontology annotation, biological process: mRNA splicing, via spliceosome.